Molecule: messenger RNA, 1189 nt
Organism: Ceraceosorus bombacis
Lineage: Eukaryota; Fungi; Basidiomycota; Exobasidiomycetes; Ceraceosorales; Ceraceosoraceae
Source: the annotation of a GenBank genome assembly
AUGCGCUUCACCAGCACCUUCUAUCUCGCCACCUCUGCGGCGCUCUUGAGCGUCGCUUCGUUGAGCUCUGCACAGAGCACGACUUCGGCAGCUGCGACGCCUCAAUCGUCUUACAUUCCCACUUCCGGAGCUUCUCCUCAAUGCACGCAGUACAUGUCCGAUCUGAACAGCGACGAUACGCUAGAGCAGUGCAUCGCUCCACUGCUGGAAGCGACCAACUUUUUCGCAAAGUCGACCAACGACACUGCGCCAUCCAGCAUGGAGCUGACUGGCAGUCUGGACAGGAUCUGCUCCGCUUCUGCUUGCGAUUCGGGCACCAUCAGAAAGAAGCUUUCGGACUUUUAUAGCGCUUGCAGAGCAGAGGUGCAAGCUACUCAACAGCAGGUGCUCGAGGUGUACGACUUUUUGUACCUCAUCAACCCUUUCCGUCAAGCCGUCUGCACAAAGGACGACUCGCAAAAAUACUGCUUGCUGUGAGUGUGGCCCGCGCGCGCAUACAUUUGGGUGGGGGGUGGAGAGGAGGUGACAGCCAUGAGUCUUGUCCCCAUGUAGCGGGCAAGCGGGAGCCGGAUUUUGAAGGCACGACGAGCGCUUGCGCCAUCAGCCUGCUUGUCUUCUAUCGACGCUAAUCACCGACUCCCUCUAAACCCCCCCGCUCCGCAGCAACAUCGCACCCACAGCGGCCAAGACGGCCACCACGAAGCGAUCCCUGGGCACUGACGACCCCGAACUGUCGGGCGCUGCACGCCGACACGACGCCGUUCAAGUAGCCGAGGAGAUUGUUCGUCGGCAAACCACCGUGGCAGCAGAUGACAAUCUGGACCAAGGUGUGGGCGCGACGGCAGCGUCUAGCAGCGCGGACACCAACAUCGCCUUCUUGUUUCUGCAGCCAGAUGCGCAGAAGGAUGUGCUGUGCUCCAGCUGCACCAAGAACAUCCUUGCGGCCUACAUCGAGUUUGAGACUUCCAUUCCUUACGCCAUCGGUCUAUCUCGCUCUAGCCAGCUAAAGGGUCAGUCGGACUUGUACAAGUCGGCAAAGAAGACGUGCGGCAACGACUUUACCGUUUCCAUCAACCAGAUUGCUGGAACGACUGCUUUCUCCGAGGUCAGCGCCGCUGGCAAGAUGUUGGCUACCUCUGCCGUCGCCGCCAUCGUCGCUCUGCUCGUCUCUGUCGCGCUGCUCUUCUGA